UUAUUCCAGAGUAAAAAAUGUGCUGUGUAUAGGGGGUGUAAACAUAAUUUUAACUGACUCUCUAUGCAAAUAUUUACAAGGAUAGCCUUGAAACCAUUAUCUGAUCAACUAUGUGGAAGAUACAGGUAGGAGAAUUAGAAGGUGUUCAACUUUUACUGGACUGUUCUCAAAUUGAUGGAAAGAAUCCUUUAAUCUCUCAAUGGGUUAUUUUAUCGGUCAAGGCUUUAUGUGACAAGCAUCCAGAAAAUCAGAAUAUUCUCUUCAAUUUACGUCGACAGGGAGCUGCUGAUUCAACAUUACUCAAGGAACUAGGGCUUCGACUUCCGGCAGAAACUUGAUAAACUCGUCCCUCCGGCUUCCGGUAGAAACCUCCUAUUCUCUCCAUUCCGGUUUCCAGCAGACGCCUCAUAAA
Messenger RNA from Eurytemora carolleeae, 412 nucleotides. Its product is annotated as ataxin-10. The record is from RefSeq and is a predicted model, not a curated record. Lineage: Eukaryota; Metazoa; Arthropoda; Copepoda; Calanoida; Temoridae. Gene Ontology annotation, cellular component: cytosol. Bases 111 to 338 code for a protein of 75 amino acids. Gene Ontology annotation, biological process: neuron projection development. The transcript is spliced from 4 exons.